Molecule: messenger RNA, 2155 nt
Organism: Hordeum vulgare subsp. vulgare (domesticated barley)
Lineage: Eukaryota; Viridiplantae; Streptophyta; Magnoliopsida; Poales; Poaceae
Product: protein ADP-ribosyltransferase PARP3-like
Exons: 10
Coding region: 1394-1957 (187 amino acids)
Source: RefSeq, a predicted model, not a curated record
UCUUCCUCUACGAUUGGAAAAUCCGCUGGCACCUCCCCCCGCACGACGCAUCCAACUCCCAGCCCCCAACUCCCCCCACUCCAUCGCUCCUGCCGCUCCCCUCCUCGCCGGGACGACCCUCAUCUCAGCGGCGGCCAGAUCCGCGCCGCGCAGCUUCCCGCCGCGUUCGACUGGUUCAGGGAUGCGGGCGGUGGGGCGGACGCGUAUCUCUACGACGACCUGGACGUCGUCGCCAUCCCGGCGCUCCUCGACUCCCGCUUCGACGGCGAGAAGGUCGACACUCAACCGCCUCCUCACCCUCAUAUCGCUGGGCUUCUACGUCGACCACCGCUUCCCGCAGGUCCCCAGCCCCCAACUUCCCCCACUCCAUCGCUCCUGUCGCUCCCCUCCUCGCCGGGACGACCCUCAUCUCAACGGCGGCCAGAUCCGUGCCGCGCAGCUUCCCGCCGCGUUCGACUGGUUCAGGGAUGCGGGCGGUGGGGCGCACGCGUGUCUCUACGACGACCUGGACGCCGUCGCCAUCUCGGCGCUCCUCGACUCCCGCUUAGCAUGCAAAAGAACAAUCUUUUGUCCUGCAUGGCCGUGCUGCGGCUGCAGGUACAGACACGUGCCAUGGCUCGCUUAGAUGGUCAUCACGCUAGCUACAUACAUCCUGAAGUAGGACCCCUCAUCAAGAAGAAAUGAAUACUUUUCUACAGGUUUUGAGGUUGCUCCAUGCCAUAUUGUUGAGCUUCGUAAAAAUGGAGAGGGGACUUGCUGCGGAUUCAUCAUCUUUGACCUCACAUCUUGCAAGUGAGGAUAUGAUGUUUUAUGGGCCUCUCGAGAAGUGCCCAAUUUGUGGUGGUCAGCUUGAGUGCAAGGGGUGGAAAUACAAGUGUACUAGCAAAUACAGUGAGUGGCCAAGCUGCAUUUUCAACAGCAAUAGUCCUCCAAGGAAAUAUGAUCCUAUAAAGGUGCCGGAGGAUGUCAGCAAUGGUUUUUUGAACAUGGAAAUGAGGCCACACUCUUCCGGUGGCUGAAGCGGCAAGAAGGGAAGGGGUACCCUAAGCGUGAUGUGGAUGAAGAGGCCCAUAUCUUCUCAGGCAUGAUGGUUGCGCUGUCUGGACGGAUGUCGCGCUCACACAUUCUGAACCAUGGAGGACAAGUGAAUAAUUCCGUGCUUGGUGUCACAUGUGUAGUUGCUUUUCCAGCUGAGAGAGACAAGGGAGGCUGAGGAGGGUUUGCUGAAGCACUAUAAUAAUCCCUUGAUGACCACUUUCUUAUCUUCCAUUGUAGUCCAUGCUGUGUUUAGCACAUAUGAAAGCAGUCCAUUUCUAUUUUUACUUUUAAAAAGGAAUGCUUGCCUGUACAUUACCCUUUCUGAUCAUGUGUUCAUUGCACAAUUGGACCAUGCAUGCACAGGGAGCGCGGAACUCCUGUAGUGAGUGAGAACUGGAUAGUCGAUAGCAUUCAGAAGAAGGAAGCCCAGCCAUUGGAUGCUUAUGAUAUUGUAUCGGAUGUUGUUCCGGAGGGCAGAGGACUGCCGCUGGACAAGCUUGAUCCAAGCGAGGAGGCCAUCAAGACUUUGGCGGCACAGCUGAAACUUGCUGGCAAAAGAUCGGUGCACAAGGACUCUAAACUGGGCAAAGACGGCGGGUGUAUCUUUGAGAAGGAUGACAUCAUCUACAAUUGUGCCUGUUCAAUUUGCGACUUAGGAUCCGAGACUAACCAGCUCUCCAUUAUGCAGCUGAUCAUGCUACCUGAAGAACACCUGCACCUUUUCUACAAGAAGGGUCCAAUUGGCCAUGAUCAUAUGGCACAGGAACGAGUCGAGGAUUUUGGUAACCAUGUCAACGGUGCUAUCAAGGAAUUUGCCCGUCUGUUCAAGGAGGUUACUGGAAAUGAUUUCGAGCCAUGGGAGAGAGAAAAGAAGUUUGAGAAGAAGAGUAUGAAGAUGUACCCCUUGGACAUGGACUAGUCCGUUGCCCGUGCGUUGCUACGGUGCCAUGCAUAUACUCUGGUUCAACACCAGUUCUGAAGUAUACCUUUAGAAUCCUCAUGAAAACUAAACAAUAUUGUUAUCCUUUUCUUUACAAUUAAAUCACUAUUUUCAUUUACCGUCAAUUUAUUUUUAUUUCAUUGAUCUACAGAAAAAUAUAUAUGUGUGCUUGCAUAA